AUGUUGGAAGGCUUGGUCGCAAACCUUCUCAACCGCUUUUUGGGCAUGUACGUCAAGAAUUUCGACCCAAAACAGCUCAAUGUCGGCAUAUGGUCGGGAGAUGUGAAACUUCGAAACCUAGAGUUGAGGCGAGAGGCUCUCGACCAGCUUCAUCUCCCUAUCAAUGUUGUAGAGGGUCGCCUUGGGGAACUCACACUAUCUAUCCCCUGGUCAAAUCUGAGGGGCAAGCCUGUCAAAGUCAACAUCGAGGAUGUAUUUCUUCUGGCUGCGCCAAAGGAAGGUGAUGAGUAUGAUGCUGAUGAGGAAGAGAAGCGUGCUGUUGCUGUAAAGUUGGAGAAACUUGAGAGCGCCGAGCUCUUGAAGGAACAGAACACCGAGAGCAUGAGUCCCGAAGAGCAGCAGAAAAACCAGAGUUUCACUCAAAGCUUGGUCACCGCUAUUGUCGACAACCUUCAGGUCAGCAUAAAAAAUGUUCACGUUCGGUAUGAAGACUCAAUCGCCACUCCCGGCCAUCCUUUCGCAGUUGGUCUCACUCUAAAGGAGAUGAGCGCUGUGAGCACGGAUGCUGAAUGGCGCCCAACUUUCAUUCAGUCCACCUCAGGUACGACACAUAAGCUGGCAGUCCUCAACUCAUUAGCAGUCUACUGGAAUAGUGAUGCAGAAUUGUUUGGCACGGGCAAGGGUGGAGAUGUUGGAGCCGAGGCACAGGAGAUCGAUAAGGACGACCUGAUAAGGAAAUUCAAAGAGGGCAUCGAGGAGACCGAUGGUUUUCAAUAUCUCCUUAAGCCAGUCAGUGGCCGAGCCGGUAUCGAAUUGGACAAGUCUGGCAAGACCGAAGUACCCAAGGUGAAAGCACGACUGCUAUUCCAAGAACUUGGUUUCAUCCUUGAUGAAGAUCAAUAUCGAGAUGCUUUGAUGCUCGUGGACCUUAUGCACUAUUUUGUGCGACAUCAAGAAUACAAGAAGGAUCAACCCGAAAAAUCUCCCAAAGAAGAUCCUAAAGCCUGGCUCAAAUUUGCCGGAAAUGCCGUUCUCACCAAGAUUCAUGACCGCAAUCGAAGGUGGACCUGGGACUACUUCAAAGAACGCAGAGACAAUCGUUUGAAGUAUAUCGAGCUGUUCAAAAAGAAAAAGAAAGAACAGAAAUUGACAGAGGAAGAGACCAAAGACUUGACUGACCUCGAAUUCAAACUGAGUUACGAAGAUCUGCGCUUCUGGAGGUCGCUCGCUCGAAGCCAACUCCGGAAAGAAAACAUCAACGCCCCUAAACCCGCACAGAAACAAACCUGGUCUUCCUGGAUAUGGGGUUCGAAAGAACAGCAAAGCCAAGGGGAGAAUGAGGACGCGGGAAUGACAGAACAGCAACGCAAAGAGCUAUAUGACGCCAUUGAUUGGGACGAGAAGAAGGCAAUCACAGAUAGUGUUGAUCUCCCCCGAGAAACCAUCAAAUUGCAGGUCGAAUCAAGCCUGAGAACUGGAAGCUUUACACUCAAACGUGAUCCACACGGAGAGGCGAAUGAGAUCCUGAAGCUGGUUUUCGACAACUUCAAAGCCAAGGCUCUUCAGCGUCCCGACUCGUUCCUUGCUGACCUCGCCCUCGGAGGAUUUCGUGUCUAUGACGGGACGACGGAAGGGAGUCUCUUCCCACAGAUCGUCAAGGUCAAGGGUGUCGAAGAACAAUCAAAAGACGACGUCAAAGAGGAUACCAGCACUCUCGAGCAACAGAGCAAAGAGAGUUCGGAAGAACAAGAUGCCACAGAGAAACAAGAAGACAAUGACAGCCUGUUCCAUCUGCUAUUCGAAAAUAAACCACUGGACGAAAGUGCGGAUACCAAAGUCUUCCUAAAACUGAAGAGUCUUGAAUUCAUCCACAAUCCAAAGUUUGUUGUCGAAAUAGCAAAGUUCUUCAAACCACCAGAGCGACAAAUGGAGUCAAUUGGUGCAUUGCUGCAGACAGCGGGCGCCACCGUUGAGGAGAUCAGACAGCAGACCAGAGCCGGUCUGGAGUUUGCACUGGAGGAGCACAAAACCAUAAACGCCAAUUUUGAUAUUCAGGCUCCUAUAUUCAUCAUACCCGAGAGUAUCACAGAGGAGAGCACACUGUGUCUGAUACUGGACGCUGGUCAUGUCAGCCUGAAUAGCGAACUUGUGGAUAAGGAUACAAUGCGGGAUAUUCAUUCCAAACAAAAGCAACAAUAUACCGAGGAGGAUUUCAAACAGCUCGAAGGUCUCAUGUACGACAAAUUCCACUUGAAACUUGAUUCAACGCAAGUCUUGAUUGGACCUGGGAUUGCAGCCACAAGGUCCCAGCUAGAAGAUCCUGAUGAUGCGAAGAAUAUGCACAUCAUCGACCGCAUUAAUAUGGAUUUCCUGAUCGAGAGCUCGAUCAUACCAAAGGCUCCAGAUAUCACCAAGAUGCGCAUUUCCGGUUCGAUGCCCGUCUUGCAUGCCUCUAUCUCGGAUAGGAAAUAUAAGAACAUCAUGAGGUUGAUUGAUGUUGCAAUCCCGAAAUUUGACACGGCUCCGACCAAAUCGGAUGGAGCAGAACAUGAAGCUGUACCGUCAAGACCAGCCGAAGACUCCAAAUCAAAGAGAAAGUCGGUUGUCUUGCUUGAAUCCAAGGACAAACCAGUUAUUGACCAUGAUUCUGAUUCUGAAGAGUCCAAGGAGAAGAAGCCCGAGAAGAAAGAACAAGAAAAGCCAGCCAACAUUCAUCAACGCAAUUUCGAGAUCAACUUCACCGUCGAAAAGCUCCAGGCAUCACUGUACAAAGCCGACCCUGAAGAGAAAAAGCCUGAUCAGCUGCUGGCAGAGCUUGUGGCAGAGCACUUCUCCUUCAAUUUUUAUCUGCGUCCCUACGACAUGGCUGCAGAGGUCAUUUUACGCUCCUUGACUGUGGAUGACCAUAUUGAAGACGACCCGCUGCCAGAGUUCAAGCAGAUCAUCUCUUCCAAAGGUUUUAAGGCCGAAGAAGAGAAAGAUCUUUUCAAUAUCAAGUUCGUCAAGGUCAAUCCGGAAUCUCCUGAAUUCAAAUCUACAUAUGAAGGAAUUGCAACCAAUCUCGAUGUCGCAGUAUCCACAAUAAACGUUAUUGUUACCAGAAAGACGCUUUUGACGCUUCUUGAUUUCGUCCUCACCACAUUCGCUGGACCUGGGGACAAGCCGCCGGACCAAGACGUCAAACGUAUCGAAGAAACUAAUGACGACGAGAAUACUGUUGAUGCAGCGCCCCAGGCACAGCAGCAACCCGAAAAGCUCAGAAUUAAAGCUGAGCUGAAAAGUAUAGCGCUCAUCCUCAACAAUGAUGGUGUAAGACUUGCGACUCUGUCACUAAACUCAGGUGAUGUGGGCAUAUUCCUAAACGCUGGUACUAUGCAGAUCAAGGCACGACUGGGCAGUUUAUCACUAGUCGAUGAUAUCAAUCAAGGCGCCCCAGAAGAUUCAUCAUUGCGUCGGUUGAUUGCCAUCGAAGGAGACGACCUUGCUGAUUUCAAGUAUCAAACUUACGAUGCAAGUCGCAAGGAUUACCCGGGAUAUGACUCGGGCAUAUUCUUACGUUCAGGUUCCAUCAAAGUGAACUUUUUGGAAGAACCUUUCCGUAAGAUCAUGGAGUUUGGCGUCAAGUUCGGGAAAAUGCAGGCUAUAUUCAACGCUGCAAGGCAAGCUGCUGCCAACCAAGCCACACAAGUCCAACAAAGUGCCCAGAAGAUGCAUUUCGAUGUUGUCAUCAAGACUCCCAUUGUUGUUUUCCCGAGAGCCAUGGUCGACAACCGACCUCGAGAUCUUUUGACAGCCUAUCUUGGAGAGAUUUAUGCAAAUAACAAAUUUGUUGGCAUCAAGGGACAGAAAGAUGGACCUGUCAUCAACAAACUCUCGGCUGGUAUACGCAACAUCCGCUUGACCACCGAAUUUCAUUAUGAUGACAACCAGUCGCAGGAACUGGAGAUGAUCGACAAAGUUGAUCUGGAUUUCAAGAUUAGGUAUUUGGAACAUCAGGCCGGUCUUGAUAGGCCAGAUCUGGAGAUCGAUGGAUCCAUGUCGCCUAUCAACCUACGAAUAUCCCAAACACAAUUCAAGUUUUUGAUGGAGCUCUCAAAAACAAUCCCUGCUGCCUUUGCAACUGAACAAGACCCUGAUGAUGAGAUUGCCGAAGAACUACCAGACUCAACUGUCGCUCCAGCAAAAGCAAUUCAGAAGGACGGCAAUGAUUCGAAUGUAGGUACCAAACCUUCAUUCCAAGCACCAGAACUUGGCUCUACAGACGAAACUUGGACGAAGCUGAACCUCGUCUUCAAAGCUCAGAUGAUAGGGCUUGAACUCAUCCUAGCAGCAGAUGAUGUGCCUAUUGAGAAUUUUGAAGCUGCCAGCGUGUCGAAAUUUUCCUUGAACGAGACUAAUGUCAAACUGCGCAUGCUCAGCGACGGAGCACUUGAAUCAGAACUUCUCGUUCAUUCAUUCACUAUCCGCGAUAGUCGAUCCAAGGAAACCAACAAAUUCAGAAAGAUAAUGUCGCUGAUUAACAGCGAUGUUAAACAGCAAUUCAUGGCAAGCGUGUCAAUAUCCGGAGGCGCCGAUAAGCACAUGAUUCUCAUGCUUACAAUUGACAGUCCGAGGAUCAUUGUUGCACUUGACUAUCUCUUUUCUCUUCAAGCAUUUGCCAACACCGCCUUCGCGACUAACGAGCCUCCGCCAAUCGCCGAGAUUGAGGACGUAUCGGAAGACGACUUGCUUAGUCCCGUCGAAGACCGUAGUCAAUCAGAGGAAGAGACUAGCAGCGAGAGUGAAAGCUCUGGCAUGAGUAUAUCCUUUCGUAUUAAUAUCGUGGAUGCUCAAAUCAUUCUUAUUGCAAACCCAACGAUCUCGAACACUGAAGCUAUUGUAUUGGGCACAAAAGAAGUCCUGGUGUCUCGUCAAAACGCCACAACCCUCCAAAUUACCAAGGUGGGCAUGUUUCUAUGCCGGAUGGAUAAAUUUGAGACGAGUCGUCUUCGAAUCUUGGAUGAUUUCAGUGUACAAAUGUCCAUGGAUAGCCGAGGUCAGGGCAAGGAAUCUUCCUUGACUUCAAUACAUGUGGGUAUCGAACCGCUUGUCUUGCGAUUGUCAUUGCGUGAUAUUCUGCUCGCGAUGCAAAUUAUGAGCAAGGCUUCCUCCACUAUGCCCCAAGGAAAGAUAGAAGAAGAUACUGAGCCAAAGAAGAUUAAGGAUGUGAAAGCAACUUCCAAGGCUCCAUCUUCAAGACGAAGAUCAGCUGGUGGCGCUACAGGCACUUCGACAAAGAAAUCCAAACGCUCGAAGUCAAUAUCGAAACCUCAAUCGAAGCCAGCAGCCAAAAAGUCCAUUGUCAUGAGUAGGGAAGAGCUUGUUGCUCAGAUUGACGGCAUACGAGUUAUUCUGAUUGGAGACCGGCACGAACUUCCAUUACUCGAUUGGAGUGUUAAGAAGUUCGAUGUUGAUGUACGAGAUUGGUCAGGAGCGAUGACUGCUGACACCAAAUUCGACACGUUCCUCAACGUCUACAACUUUUCCAAAUCGGCAUGGGAACCUUUGAUUGAGCCUUGGAAGCUCGGUUUCCACAUGUCGAAGCAGGUACAACCGGAGGUGUUAUCGAUGGAAGUCUAUUCGCACAAGAACAUGGAACUCACAAUUACUUCCGCAACCAUCGCAUUAGCAUCGAAAUCCUUUGACUUCUUGUCCACAGAUGAGGAUAUACUGUCAAAACCUCGUGUGGCAGAUGCCCCCUAUCGAAUUCGCAACUACACUGGCUUCGACUUGAGCGUUUGGGCCGAUGAAAAGAGCGACAACGCAAACGCUGCAAAGUUGACUGAUGGCGAAGAAUAUCCCUGGCGAUUCGAGGAUGCUACCUCCAUGCGCGAACAUCUCACUCCAGAAGGUAAUGCCGGCUUAGUAGGUGUCAAGCUUGAAGGUAGCGGAUUUGAUAGUGUCAGCCGCAUCCCCGUCAUCCGCGAAGGUGAAACUCUUUACAAUCUGAAGCCACGCAAAGACAACGUGCAACACCGAAUGCUUGUGGAGGUCAAACUUGGCUCGGACAAUGUCAAAUAUAUCACAUUCCGCUCCCCACUUCUCGUUGAGAACAAGACACAAAUUCCGAUCGAAGUCGGUGUUUACAGUCCCGAGGAUGGUCACCUCUUGAAGAUUGAGAAAGUCCCCCCAGGCGAAGGUAAACCCGCACCAGUCGGUGCUGCUUUUGUCCAUUCACUUGUCAUUCGCCCCGACCAAGGUUUCGGCUAUGGUUGGUCAAAUGAGCGCUUGUUCUGGAAGGACCUUCUUAAGAGAUCCACAAGAACGAUCACUUGUCAAUCAGAAAGUAAGGACAACUCGCCACCAUUCUAUUUUCAGAUGCAUGCAGCCUACAACGAGAAAGAUCCCAUGACGAAGAUUUAUCCUUUUAUGCGGAUACAAAUUUCUGCUCCCGUAGAGGUGCAGAACCUUCUGCCAUACGAUUUCAAGUAUCGCAUCUAUGACAAAAACACCAAGAAGGAUUGGACAAAUUUCCUCAGAAAAGGAGGCGUCAGCCCAGUACAUGUCGUCGAACUCUCUCACCUCUUGCUCCUCAGUGUUGACAUAGAGGAUACUCCGUUGAAGCAGAGCGAUUUUGCGAUCAUCAACAGCAAUACUCAAGAAGAUUUCCGCCGUGAGAAGCAUUUGAGUCUGAAGGACGAAUAUGGAACCCAACUGAGGUUAAAACUUCACUACACUAAUAUCAAAGAUAGUGGUGGUGCCUUCAGAGUUUCCAUAUAUAGUCCAUAUGUGCUCCUGAACAAGACUGGGCUUGACAUGGAAGUCCAGAGCAAAGCCUUCUUCGGAUCAUCGAAAUCUUCAGCUUCUCAAGGGAAUCGUUCUAGCUCAGGAAAUGGCAAAGCUCUACCCAUGCUGUACUCCUACGGCACAGAUGACCGUAAGAAUCGAUCGUUGCUCAAGAUUGGCGAUUCCACUUGGAGUAAGCCACAAAGUUUCGAUGCCAUCGGAAGUUCGUAUGAAGUUGUCCUACCAUCCGCAAAUGGACGUACCGAACUUCAUGUCGGUGUCUCCGUGUCGGAAGGAGAAGGUAAAUACAACUUGACCAAGGUUGUCGCAAUUGCUCCAAGAUUCGUGCUCAAGAACAAGAUUGGAGAAGCAGUCGAGCUUCGUGAGCCUGGUUCAUCAGAAGUGAUCAAGGUGAAAACCAAUGAAUUGCUGCCUGUCUACUUCAUGCGCCAAAGUCCCGAAAAACAGCUGUGUCUCUGUUUCCCAGGGGUAGACAACCAAUGGUCAUCACCUUUCAACCUUGCAAAUGUUGGCAUGACCCAUGUCAAACUUGCAAAGCAUGGCCAGAGACAAAAAUUAAUCCGUGUUGAGAUUAUACUUGAAGAUGCAACUCUUUUCCUACAUUUCAGUGUCGAGACCAAGCAUUGGCCCUUCUCAAUGCGUAAUGAGAGUGAUACCGAGUUCUUGUUCUUCCAGGCCAAUCCGAAUAUCGCAGAGGACGAGGAGGAAGAUCGCGGUAGUGGCUGGAAGCCUAUCCGAUAUAAGCUCCCUCCACGAAGUAUCAUGCCAUACGCCUGGGACUAUCCUGCCUCGAAAAACAAAGAACUUGUUCUCACCUCAAGAGGUAGGGAGAGAUACGUCAAGCUUGCAGAAAUAGGGAAUUUGAUUCCCAUCAAGCUACCAGCGACUGAACGGGCUGGGCCCAUGAAGGUAAUUGACGUCAACAUAGUUGCAGAUGGUCCCACCCAAACAUUAGUCCUCUCCAACUACAAGCCUUCAAAGUCACUCUACCGCCAAAGGACAGGUGCGACGACUGCAUCACAGACAAGUCUAAACCAGGGAUUCGAGGUGAAGCAAGUUGAGUCAGAAGUUAAUUUCAAGGCUGAGCUUCGACUUGCUGGCAUUGGAAUCUCCCUUGUCAACACUAAGAUGAAAGAAUUGCUAUAUUUGACCUUCCGAGAGAUCGACCUCAAAUACGGAGAUUCCAAACUCUACCAGACAAUUGGUGCUACCAUUAAAUGGAUACAAAUCGACAACCAAUUGUAUGGAGGCAUAUUUCCGAUACUCCUCUAUCCCAGCGUUGUUCCAAAGACUGGCAAAGAAAUGGAAGCUCAUCCUAUUUUCCACAGUGCGGUUACAAGGGUCAAGGACGAUUCAUAUGGUGUUCUUUAUAUCAAAUACGCCACUCUUCUGCUUCAACAAAUCACUGUUGAAUUGGAUGAAGACUUCAUCUUUGCCAUGCUCGAUUUCAUGAAGGUUCCUGGUGCUUCAUGGUCCGAGGAGAAAGAAGGCAAGCUUUGUGAUGAAGAUCUGGAUGUUCCAGAGCCUACCCUAGAACAACAGGGUCAAGAUGUCUACUUCGAGCUCCUGCAUCUACAACCCAUCCAACUCGAUCUAUCAUUUGUGCGAACUGAACGAAUCAACGCCGAAGAUACUCUGGUGAACAAUCCUUUCAUGUUCUUCGUCAAUGUCAUGACAAUGUCCAUCGGUAAUGUCAAUGAUGCUCCAAUCAAGCUCAAUGCACUUAUGCUUGAAAAUGCACGAAUUUCUAUUCCUGCCCUCAUUGCAAAUAUUCAGAAUCACUACACGCAAGAAGUACUCAGGCAAAUCCAUAUCAUCCUCGGAUCUGCCGACUUUCUUGGCAAUCCUGUCGGCCUCUUCAACAACAUCAGCUCUGGUGUUGCCGACAUCUUCUACGAACCUUACCAAGGCCUGGUCAUGACUGAUCGACCUCAAGAACUAGGUAUUGGUAUCGCCAAGGGAGCUAGCAGCUUCGUCAAGAAAUCAGUGUUCGGAUUCAGUGACAGCAUGGCCAAAUUCACGGGUUCCAUGUCCAAGGGUCUUGCAGCAGCAACCAUGGACAAGGAAUUCCAAGAUCAGAGGCGGAUGUCGAAGAGUCGCAAUCGGCCGAAGCAUGCACUGUACGGUGUCACAUCCGGAGGAAAUGCUUUCGCUUCAAGCGUGGCUAGUGGUAUUGGUGGACUUGCAAGGCAUCCCCUCGAGGGUGCUGAAAAAGAAGGAGCCUUUGGUUUCGUCAAGGGUGUUGGAAAGGGCGUUCUCGGCCUUGCCACAAAGCCUGCCAUCGGUGCCUUUGAUUUGGCAUCCAAUGUGGCCGAAGGUGUGCGCAACACAACGACUGUCUUCGACGCCGAAGGUCUCGACCGUGUACGUCUCACUCGUUUCAUCGGCAUGGAUGGCAUAGUUCGGCCAUAUUCCCAACGCGAAGCACUAGGCCAAUUCUGGCUCAAGACCAGUGACGAUGGCAAAUUCUUCAACGAGGAGUACAUUGCUCACCUAGAACUUGAGGGAAGAGAUAUGUUGGUCAUGAUCACCUACGAUCGGAUUCUGAUGAUCCGCACGAAGAAGCUGAGGAUGGAGUGGGACGUCAAGUUGACCGAUGUGCAGACUAUCAGCAAGGAACGCACGGGCAUGAGUUUUGGUUUGAAGGGCGGCGCUAAUGGGCCUUUCAUCCCUGUUGCAGAUGAAGGGAGUCGGAAUUGGCUGUACAAGCAGAUUGCUAUUGCUGUGAAUGCGUUCAACGACAAAUAUAAUGCCAAGGGUUGA
Messenger RNA from Exophiala bonariae, 9549 nucleotides. RefSeq lists its product as uncharacterized. Gene Ontology annotation, cellular component: extrinsic component of membrane. Gene Ontology annotation, biological process: protein retention in Golgi apparatus; mitochondrion organization; protein targeting to vacuole. NCBI's taxonomy places the organism in Eukaryota, Fungi, Ascomycota, Eurotiomycetes, Chaetothyriales, Herpotrichiellaceae. The transcript is spliced from 2 exons. The coding region runs from base 1 to 9549 and encodes 3182 amino acids. The record is from RefSeq and is a predicted model, not a curated record.